This is a messenger RNA of Rhineura floridana, 9826 nucleotides long. RefSeq names its product proline rich coiled-coil 2C (gene PRRC2C). The transcript has 36 exons. The record is from RefSeq and is a predicted model, not a curated record. Gene Ontology annotation, biological process: cell differentiation. Lineage: Eukaryota; Metazoa; Chordata; Lepidosauria; Squamata; Rhineuridae. The coding region runs from base 178 to 8385 and encodes 2735 amino acids.
GACAAGUGGUAGGCUUCACAGUUGUAAGCACCUUGUCCACAUCCUCAGAAGGGAGAAGCUGAAACCGAUCCCAACCUACCGGCAUGCAACUGGCCAACUCUGGUUCAUCCACUGUAUCCACGGCGCACGGAAUCAAGCUCCGGGGUGACGAAGGAGACUGUAGCUCGAUGAACUGAAAUGUCGGAAAAGUCAGGCCAGAGCACAAAAGCAAAGGAUGGAAAAACCAAGUAUGCAACACUUAGUCUGUUUAAUACUUAUAAAGGAAAGACUCUGGAAACACAGAAAACUGCAGUUGCAACACGCCAUGGAUUACAGAGUCUUGGAAAAGUUGCCAUUUCACGAAGGAUGCCCCCUCCUGCUAACCUCCCCAGUCUUAAAGCAGAAAACAAAGGCAAUGAUCCUAACAUAAACAUUGUGCCUAAGGAUGGCACAGGAUGGGCUUCUAAACAAGAGCAACAUGAAGAAGAAAAACAGCCAGAAGUGCCACAGACCCAGCCAAAGCCUGCAGUUCCUGCUUCUCAAGAAGCACCUCCUGUUGCCAAAUCAUGGGCCAAUACCAAGCAAGGUGGGCAGGGUGAUGGUCCUGGGGUUCAAAUAAAUAGCUAUUUCCAGCAGGAGUUUCCCAGUCUGCAGGCAGCUGGAGAUCAAGAAAAGACAAGUAAAGAGAAGGAUGCAGCUGAAGAGCCUUAUGGUCCUGGGCCCAGUUUACGACCACAAAAUGUUGCUAGCUGGAGAGAAGGUGGAGGCAAGAAUCUGAACUCUCCAAAUUCGCCAACUGACCAAGAAGCAAAAACAGUUGCUCAAGAAGAUGGUAAUGUGCCUGGACAAGUAGAACCAGAGAAGAGGGAUAUAAGGAUAACACAGCCUCCUGCUCCCAAGCUGAAUGGCCAGCAGCAGCCUGGGAUCAUACCUCAAUUCAGAGCAAUGAUACCACCUUAUAUGUUUAAUCAGUACCCUAAAUUGGCAUAUCCUCCAAUGCCAGGUCCCAGCAGGUUUCCUGCUCCAUCUGAGGCCAGCAGAGGACCAAGGGGAAGAGGACCCUCUUCAAGGAGUUCAGAAACUGUAGAACGCCCGUCCAUUCUGAGUGCUAAUGAGCUCAAAGAACUUGACAAGUUUGAUAAUUUGGAUGUUGAGGCUGAUGAGGGCUGGGCUGGAGCCCAAAGUGAGGUUGAUUAUACUGAACAGUUGAAUUUCAGUGAUGAUGAUGAUCAAGGAAGUAACCAGAAAGAGCAGGAUAGCAGUAAUGAACCUACAAAAGAUGUGGAGAAGAAAGAUUCAGAAGAACAUAAAUCAUCUGCUCCUUUACAGUCAAUUGGUUCCAAAGGUCCCUUUAACAAAAGCAACCAGUUUGACCAGGAACGCGGUCUGACACCAGCACAAUCUUCAGUGCUUGAGAGGAGCAGUUCUGGGCUCCAUCCAAAAUCAGUUCUUCAGCAUCCACUUCCAGAUCGGUUGGCAGGACCCGGAAGGCAAGGUCCAUUUCCUCCUAGGCCAACACCGGAUGAGGAUGAGAUUUGGAAACAGAGGCGAAGGCAGCAAGCAGAGAUAUCUGCAGCAGUAGAGCGAGCCCGUAAAAGGCGAGAGGAAGAGGAGCGAAGAAUGGAAGAGCAAAGAAAAGCAGCAUGUGCUGAAAAGCUAAAACGGUUAAAUGAGAAAUUUGGCUGUGUAAGAAAAGCACCACGAGAAGAGCCCCUGAAAGAACAAGAAAGGGAGAAAGACGUUGAGAAGGAGAGAGAGAACGUGAUAGAAAGGGAGAGGGAAGAGAAAGAAAGCCACGAGAGGCAAAAGGGACCAGAAAAGGAAGGGGGAAAUGUGGAGAAUGAAGAAGCCGAAGAGAACCCUCACCCUGAAGUGUCUGAACCUGAAGAGCCAACCACUCCACCUCUUACAGUAGAGAAACCACAAGAAAGUGAAAAUAGCAGUAAGGAGGAGAGAGAAUGUCAGGCUGUUUCCACCACACAAGAAACCAAUCAUAAUGAAAGAGAGAGUUCUCAUGAGAGUGAGCCUGAUUCUGGUGCUCAACCUCGUCCUGCUGUUUCUUCUGGCUAUUCAAAACAGUUUCAGAAAUCAUUGCCACCAAGGUUCCAGAGACAACAGGAGCAGAUGAAACAGCAGCAGUGGCAGCAGCAGCAGGGAGUCUUGCCACAAUCUACAUCUUCUCAGCCUUCUACUGGCCCUGUUCCUCCACCACCACAUAGACCACUUUAUCAACCUAUGCAGCCACACACCCCACAUUUGGCUUCUAUGGGCUUUGAUCCACGGUGGCUCAUGAUGCAAUCUUAUGUGGAUCCACGAAUGAUGUCAGGAAGGCCUGCUAUGGAUAUGCCACCCAUGCAUCCAGGAAUUAUCCCUGCUAAACCACUUUUGAGAAGGGACCAGAUGGAAGGGGCAGGAACUGGUGCAGAUUCUUUUGAUCACAUUACUCGAUCAGCAAGGGAGCAUACCAUGCCACUUUCAGAACCACGUAUGGUGUGGGGGUCAGAGUCCUAUCCUCAUGCAGAGCCUCAGCAGACAACUACACCCAAAAAAAUCCUAGAAGAAACAGAAGCUCUCAGGCCUGAGGCACUUCUGGAUCAAGAACAAAUUACUGUUCAGGAGGUUUACUCAGCAGAACAAAGCCAGUUGGACUCUCAUACAAAGGUGGACUUCUUCAAAGAACCCAGUGAAGUGACUGUACAAAAAUCUUCAGGCAGACCUUUAGAAGAUGCUCUGCCUUGCCAAACUGAUACUCCUAUUCCUGCACUGAGUUUUGAAGUAACUGCAGAAAAUGUCUCUAGGAGCUCCAAGGAAGAGGAAAUACUUGUAGAAGAUUCUUCCCUGAAGAACAUUUCUCAUGGGUCAAGUCAUUCCCUGAAACCCGAAGACCAAGGUAAUGAUACACAAGCAAAUGUUUCCAAAGUAAACAGCAGACACAUUGAGCCAAAAGAACCAACACUUGAAAGAAUGGAUAGUAAACUUAAAAAAGAAGUGUUUGUAACUAAUAGGCUGUCUGAAGGACCAAAACCUGAAAAACCCUUCAAGCCUAAAUCUGAAACUAGGUGGGGUCCAAGACCAGGUUAUGGCAGAAGAGAGGAAAGUAGUGAUAGGCCAGUGAGAAGGUCUGGUCCUAUUAAAAAGCCUAUCCUUCGAGAUAUGAAAGAAGAACGUGAACAAAGAGAAGAGCGUGAACAGAAGAAAGAAAAAGAGGGAGAAAAACUGACAAAUGAGAGAGCUAGCAAGAUUGAGAAAAAGGAGCAGGCUCAGGUUCCACCUUCCAGGCUAGAACCAGAAAAGACCACCACAGAUGGUAAAAAGGCAUUGCAAAGCACACCACAAGCUUCAGAGUGUGCAGAAACACUAGUGCAAUCUACAGUUGCACCUGCUGUUCAGCAGUCUCAUAUUGUCCAGCAGCCAGCAUUGGUUCCUCCUGUGUCUCAACAGCUACCUGCGGUACAGACACCGCCACCUGUAGUUCCACAGCUCCCUAGUCCACAAGCUGCAGUUGAGCUUCCAUCCAUUACUGUCCAUCACUUACCAGUUCAGCAGCCUGUCAGCACAACAAGAGAAGAAAAACAGCCAGAAAAAGUAAUCAACAAAGAACGAACAGUAGAGAGACUUCGUAUGGAAACGAGACCAGUGAGAAGAGAACCUGGUUUGCCUCCCAGAACAUACUGGAAAGAAGCUAGGGAUAGGGACUGGUUCCCAGACCAAGGAUACAGAGGCAGAGGGCGUGGAGAGUAUUAUUCUAGGGGGCGAAGCUACAGAGGUUCUUAUGGAGGCAGGGGUCGAGGUGGGAGAGGCCACAAUAGAGACUAUCCACAUUACAGAGACACUAAGCCUCGAGUGGAGCAUGUGCCUUCUGGUCCUCUUAGGCAGAGAGAAGAGAGUGAAACGCGUAGUGAGAGCUCUGAUUUUGAAGUAGUUCCAAAAAGACGAAGACAGAGAGGCUCAGAAACUGACUCUGACAGUGAAGUACAUGAAAGUGCAAGUGAUACCCUUCUUUCUGACAAGGACAGCUUAAGCAAAGGCAGACACCCAAAGAGAGAAGAAAAGGCAGAUGUCAAAAAGCCUUCAAAAGCUAUAUUGUCUUUCAAGCCUGAAAAUAACUUUCGAGGGGAUAACAGAGUUUUAGACAAAACUUACGGGAGGGAAGAUGAGAAUAAGCCUAAACCAGGUUUUCUUCCUAAAGGAGAACCUUCUAGACGUGGCAGGGCAGGCAUGUUUAGACGUGGAGGUAGAGAUCUAGUUGGCCGUCCACCUCGGCCAUCUACUCUUAGGAGGCCAGGAUACAGAGAGAAUCAGUGGAACCCAAGGCAGAUGGAAACCUCCAAACUUGAAGAUGGGGAGCCCUCACGAAGGCAUGACCAUUAUGGUUCUGUACCACUGGAUAAAAGGCCACCUGCAAAGUUUGAGGGAAAGUUUGACCCUGCUAGAGAAAGGCCUCGAAGGCAAAGGCCUGCACGACCACCCAGGCAAGAUAAGCCACCACGUUUUAGACGUCUGAAAGAGAGAGAAGCAGCAUCAAAAAUAAGUGAAGCCACAACCAGCUCAUCAUCAGGCGCUGCAGUGAGCAGUGCUAUUAAUGAGCAACCAAGCACUACCUUGGAGGUGUCAGGAAGUAAGACACCGGACUUAUCCAAUCAGAACUCCUCAGACCAAGCAAAUGAAGAGUGGGAAACUGCUUCAGAAAGUAGUGAUUUCAAUGAGAGGCGUGAGAGGGAUGAGAAAAAAACAGCAGAUGUCACGGCACAGGCAGCAGUUAAGACUGGGGAAAGCACACUAGUCCCCAAAAGGGAAAUAGCCAAGAGAAGUUUUUCCAGUCAGCGACCUGGGAUUGAUCGACAGAAUCGUCGCGGCAAUAGUGGACCACCCAAAUCUGGACGGAACUUCUCAGGGCCAAGGAAUGAAAGGAGAACUGGCCCUCCAACAAGAAGUGGGAAAAGGGGACCAUUUGAAGAGCAGACUCCCAUUGUGAUUACUUCUGAGACAGUUGGGAGCAGUUUACAUCUGGAAGAAAGUGGGAGCAGUGCUGUUGUGUUAAAAGGUUCCAAGGAUGCCAGCAACAAGAAGCGAGAGGAAUCCAAAGCUGGUCCAAAGAAACCCAAAGAGAGAGUGGAUGCAAUCUCUCAAUUUGAUCUUAACAACUAUGCAAGUGUUGUAAUUAUUGAUGACCACCCUGAAGUGACCGUAGUUGAAGAUUCCCAGUCCAAUCUGAACAAUGAUGGUUUUACUGAAGUAGUGUCAAAAAAACAACAAAAACGCCUUCAAGAUGAAGAACGCAGGAAGAAGGAAGAACAAACAGUGCAGGUCUGGACCAAAAAGAAUUCAAAUGAAAAAGGAAGAUGUUCAAGUUCCAAACUACCACCCAGGUUUGCCAAAAAGCAACAGCAGGCAACAGCAGCAGCUGCCGCCGCGGCUGCUGCUGCUCAACAGAUCCAGGCUCAACCACAACUCACAUUGCAGUGUGUGUCUCAGAUUCCAAGUCCACAGGCUUCAGUUCAGCCACAACCGCAGGCAACCUGUGUAGCAAACAACAGCACAGAGUAUACAGCAACAAGCAAAAAUCUUCAGAACACACCUUCCAGUAAUGCCAUAGGAAAUGAAUUAUGGGAUAAUAAAGUGCCACCUACAACAGUCCUCAAUGAAAUCUCUAAAAAAUUGGGACCCAUUAGUCCUCCACAGCCUCCUUCAGUCAGCGCAUGGAAUAAGCCUUUGACAUCAUUUGGAUCAGCUACAUCUCCAGAGGGAACAGCAACUGGACAAGAAAGUGGAAUUGAUUUGGGAAUAGAAACUAUUCAGUUUGGAGCACCAGUAUCUAGUGGGAGUGACAAUGAAGCUAGCGCAGUUUCAGAGAAGCCCUCAGAGAAGCUUCUUGAACCAAAGGAGCAAAGGCAAAAGCAGUCCCGGGCAGGACCUAUAAAAGCACAGAAGCCCACAGAUUUGAGUCCAGUUGAAAACAAAGAGUAUAAGCCUGGUCCAAUUGGGAAAGAGCGGUCAUUAAAGAACAAAAAAGUAAAAGAGGCUCAGCAAGGUGACUCUGAGGGACAAGAGAAAUCCAGUCCUACUGCAAUCAGAAGCCCAGACCAUGUUGCUUCUAAAGAAGGCAAGGCAGCUGCUGAACUUGGUACUGAAAUAGGAACAAUGAUAUCGGUAUCUGCUCCAGAAUUUGGAGCUACCCAAAAGGAAUCUGUAACAGACUAUACAACACCUUCUUCUCACUCCAGUACAGUGGCUACAAGCACUGCAAAGAUGGAAGAAGCUUUAGUGACAAAUGUGCCCUUGCCCCACACCCUCCCCCUCCCUAGGAGGGAGACUCUACAACAGAGCUCCAGCCUAACUCCAGUUUCUUCCGCUACCGUCGACCUCACCCUCAAGAUGGAGUCUGCUCGCAAAGCAUGGGAGAAUUCACCAAAUGUUGGGGACAAGAAUUCACCAGUUACUUCAUCGGCGUCUCCAGUUACUGGUGGCUGUAGUGGAAGUGGGAGCAGCAGCAGUAGCAGUGGGCCAACCAGUGGUACAUACAGCUCUUUCUCAAGUGCAUCAAUGCCUCAGAUUCCUGUGGCUUCAGUUACACCUACAGCUUCAUUGUCAGGAGCUGGAACAUACACUACCUCUUCACUGAGUACAAAAACAACCACAACCUCUGAUCCACCUAACAUUUGUAAAGUGAAGCCACAGCAGUUACAGACAAGUAAUUUGGGAUCUGCUGGUCAUUUUUCCCAGCUAAAUUGUAUGCCAUCACUAAUUGCCCAGCAGCAGCAGAGUCCGCAGGUCUACGUGUCUCAGUCGGCAGCAGCUCAGAUUCCAGCUUUCUAUAUGGAUACAAGCCAUCUGUUCAGCACCCAACAUGCACGACUGGCUCCUCCAUCAAUGGCCCAACAGCAAGGAUUUCAACCAGGACUCUCACAGCCCACAUCAGUUCAACAGAUACCAAUCCCCAUAUAUGCCCCUCUGCAGGGGCAGCAUCAAGCUCAGUUGGGUUUAGGAGCAGCACCUGCUGUCUCCCAAGCCCAGGAGCUAUUUAACUCUUCAUUGCAGCCGUAUAGAUCUCAGCAGGCAUUUAUGCAAAGUGGCCUGUCUCAGCCAUCACCAGUGGUUCUUUCUGGUACAGCCUUACACAACUUCCCAGCAGUGCAGCAUCAAGAGCUUGCCAAGGCACAGUCAAGCCUUGCAUUUCAACAGACAUCUAACACUCAGCCCAUUCCUAUCCUGUAUGAGCAUCAGCUGAGUCAAGCUUCAGGACUAGGAGGCUCCCAGCUUAUCGAUACACAUCUUCUCCAGGCUAGAGCUACUCUUACCCAGGCCUCAAAUUUGUAUUCUGGACAGGUUCAGCAACCCGGUCAGACAAGCUUCUAUAACACUGCACAGUCUCCCAGUACUCUCCAGCAGGUAAACUAUGGCACGGUGACAGUACCUAUACCAGGAUCACAACUUUCUUUGCCCAACUUUGGAUCAGCGGGCCAGCCUUUAAUUGCUCUUCCACAGUCCCUUCAGCCUCCUUUGCAGCACACACCACCACAACCCCAGGCUCAGAGUUUGAGUCGGUCAACACAAGUAGGUCAGCCUUUCAGAGGACUAAUUCCAGCUGGAACUCAGCACAGCAUUAUAACUGGGAAGAUGACAGAAAUGGACCUGAAAGCCUUUGGAAGUGGCAUUGAUGUUAAACCAGGCACACCUCCAGUCACCGGACGAAGCACCACUCCAACCUCUAGUCCCUUCCGGAAAUAUGAAGACAGAAUGGCUGCAUACUUGCCCAAUUCCCAUUUAUUUCAGCAGAGCUUGCACAGGGCUGCUUCUACAAGUCCAAACAGUCAGUCCAAUAAAAUGAAUACCAUUGUCUACCAGAAGCAGUUUCAGUCUGCAGCUGUGAGAAUGACACAGCCAUUUCCUCCACAGUUCACACCACAGAUCCUCUCUCAGCCUAACCUGAUCCCUCCAUUGGUAAGAGCCCCUCAUACUAACACCUUCCCAGCACCUGUUCAGAGGCCGCCAAUGGCACUGGCUAGUCAGAUGCCACCUCAGAUGACCACAGGCCUUAUGAGCCACCCUCGUUUGCCACAUAUGGCCAGAGGUCCUUGUGGAUCACUCUCUGGAGUCAGAGGCAAUCAGGCCCAGACUGCGAUGAAGGCUGAACAAGACAUGAAGGCAAAGCAGAGAGCAGAAGUCCUUCAGUCCACACAGAGGUUCUUCUCUGAGCAGCAGCAGAACAAGCCGCCUGGAAGCAAAAUACAGAAAGUAGGUGACAGUGGGAAUAAAGCCCCUGAAGCGAUGGCAGACUCCUCCUCAGGAGUAUGUCAGGACAAAGUGGAGGAGAAACCAAGCCCUGUACCUACAACAGCCCCAAAGCCUGUUAGAACUGGACCAAUCAAACCUCAGGCUAUCAAGACAGAAGAAACAAAAUCAUAAGAGCUGUGUUCAUUUAUGUCAGUAUGGGGAGUGAAAUGACAGCAGCACAAACCUGUAGCCAGAGGGCAAAGCAUGUCCCUUCACGGCCAUGAAUGGCAUAAAGAGAUGCAGGUGCUCAUUAGCCUUAGCAGACAUGGAUCUUGGGGCAACUUCCAUGCAACCACAUAACGAGUGUGAUCUGUCUUUGUAGGGGCAUCUGUUUUUCCAAGGAUGCAAAAUGAGAAAUAAUGCUGCUGAGGCAUGUUAUUAGCCAAUGGUAAACACUCUUCUGUUAGCUGCUGUUUCAUUUUGAGAAGAGAGGCAGGUUGGAGAAGGCUUUGCUGAACAGAAAUGAGUUUGGUUUUAUGUUGCUCAGAGUCCUAAGAGGAUGUUGCCCCUUAAUAAUGAAACGAGAAUUUUAUGGCAAUUGCUAAGUCACACAGAGCAACUCAAUCACCCAGCCUACUUCCCUCCCCCCACCAAUACACACCACUUCAUUCUGUAAAUGUUCUACACCAUAUGUCCCUAAAAGGUAGGGUGUGGCUGCUGCUAUGGGUUGAUAUGGUGCUGAAUUCAACUGGGGAAAAUGCUAAUUGGUUCCUGUGUUAAUACCAAAAGUGCAGCAUUUAGGAGACUCCCUUUUAGGAGUUAUAGUGCCAGUACCACUGAGCUGUGGCUCAGCAGUACUUGGGUGAAAGGAAGCCUUUGGCCUUCAAACAGUUUUCAGCUUAUGUCUGUAUAGAGCAAAAAGCACUUGACCUUGUGCCGCAAGACAGCAUCCUCUGAAAUGGCAUAUUCUUAUAUCAGAGCUGCAUUGCACCUCCUUCCUGCGCACUGUGUGCUGGAAACAGAAUCAAGUCAAAUAAUGCCUUCUUAAUUGUAUCCUUUUAGUAGUAUAGCUGUAGGAGAGUACUGUAUGAUACCUUCUGUGAAUGUAAAAUACCCCAUACCUGCUUAUGAUACGUAGUUGUGACUGUGCUAUAGCAGAGCUGUUUUAAUGAUGUUACUCAAGACUUUUCCAGGCAAUGGUUGGAAGUUAAUAAGAGAGCAGUACCAGAAUGGACUGUUUUCUCUAAGAAUUCCUUUUUCUUUCUAUUCUUCCCCUUCCCAACAUUUUUUGGAACUAAGAGUGAACUUAGUCUAAUGUGUAUAAUUUUGUUCAGAUGACAGCAGAAGCUGAAAAAGUCUGUUGCUGCUAUUGAUGCCUAGUGAAAUGCUAUUGGUUACCUUUUUAUAUAAAUAUUAUAAUUUGAAUUUUUGGAAACUUAGCUGUGAUGUCAGCUUUGGAGAAAAGAUAGACACUUGUACUGUGAGUUGGCAUUGUACAGAAAUUAACAGCCAUAUUGGUCUAGAAAUGUUUAAACUUUUUUUUUCAUUUGUACAGGGGUAACACACUGUAUUAAAUAUGUAAGGUCUUAUUUACAUGAGUUUGAUUACAGAAUAAAGAAACUAAUAAAAAUAU